CUACAUGUGCUUUUCCUGUGGGUGAAAACAGACCGGAAGGAGGAGUGGCAUGAUGUCAGAAGACCCUCUUUCUCUGCGAUCCCCACCAGUCAAGAUUCUGGCUGCACAGCUGAGAAAGUGCUGUCGGGCCCCUGGUGGUCAGUGGCAGUUGGCUCGGGAGGAAUAUGGACGACCUGCGUUGGCAGUCCCCCUGGUGUGGAUGCAGGGUACAGUGCUCAGUGUGGAUCAGGACCGUUUGACAGUGCAGAUACAAGAUGAAAGCGGCUGUUUCACAGUUCAGGGAGUAGACAAGGUCCCCAAAGGACGGCCUUGCCUCAUUGCUGGCAAAUAUGUGAUGGUGAUGGGUUUGGUUCUGUCUUGUAGCCCGGAGCCCAUCCUUCGAGCAGUGAAGAUGACAGCUCUGAUGGACAGUGUCUUGAAUAGGAAUAUGUGGGAGCUGGAAGUGGAGGAUUUACACAGACAUCUCCCUUAGUGGUAGAGGCUGCAUUUGUUUUCCAAAGAAACUGAAGCCCCGAGGAGCCUUUUGAUGUUGCCGUUAAAACUUUAAUAAUUUUAAAUAAAUAAAUUUUAAACUUU
Sphaerodactylus townsendi is the source of this 576-nucleotide messenger RNA. RefSeq names its product RecQ mediated genome instability 2 (gene RMI2). Lineage: Eukaryota; Metazoa; Chordata; Lepidosauria; Squamata; Sphaerodactylidae. The transcript has a single exon. Gene Ontology annotation, biological process: regulation of sister chromatid segregation; maintenance of rDNA; DNA repair. Gene Ontology annotation, cellular component: cytosol; nuclear speck. The coding region runs from base 50 to 472 and encodes 140 amino acids. The record is from RefSeq and is a predicted model, not a curated record.